CGUCCAACAUUAACAAAAACAGCGACUGUCCCUUCAAAUUAAAUCUUCCGUCGUGGCCCAAAGCACAGCUACUAUCGAGUUGUUUUUGGUCGAGCCUUUUUAUUUAGAAUAAACUGGCAGGAAGUUGUAUUAUAACUCCCGGAAGUUUAUUUUCUACUUGGGCCAGAGUGAAUACAGAACCGCAACGCUUGGCUAAAUUUUGGAUCAGAAACAUUCGUACAUCGCUGCAUGUAUGUGAGAGUAAACACAGCGAAGCAACCGUGGUACUGAACACAUAUGGAUCCCAACCGGAUAAUCCAGGCUCUGAAAGGGACCAUCGACCCUAAUCUGAGGAUAGCGGCGGAAAAUGAACUCAAUCAGUCCUACAAAAUCAUCAACUUCGCCCCCACCCUGCUUCAGAUCAUCGUUUCGGAGCAGGUGGAGUUUCCCGUUCGCCAGGCAGCGGCCAUCUACCUGAAGAACAUGGUGAGUCAGUACUGGCAGGACAGGGAGCCAUCUGUGGGCGAGAUCGUUUUCCCCUUCAACAUUCACGAGAACGACCGGCAGCAGAUCAGAGACAACAUUGUGGAGGGCAUCAUCCGCUGUCCGGAGUCCAUACGCGCCCAGCUCACUAUGUGCCUGCGAGCCAUCAUCAAGCACGACUUCCCCGGCCGCUGGACCGCCAUAGUGGACAAGAUAGGCAUCUAUCUGCAGUCUCAGAACAGUGGCAGCUGGUAUGGCAGCUUGCUGGCUCUCUACCAGCUGGUCAAGACAUAUGAGUACAGGAAGGCAGACGAGAGGGAGCCGUUGCUGGCAGCCAUGCAGAUCUUCCUGCCAAGGAUUCAGCAGCUCAUCAGCCAGCUGCUGGCAGACGGCACCAUCUUCUCUGUCCUCAUUCAGAAGCAGAUCCUCAAAAUCUUCCACGCUCUUGUACAGUACUCACUGCCUCUCCAGCUGAUCAACAACACUGUGAUGACUCAGUGGAUGGAGAUCCUCCGAGCCAUAAUGGACCGAGACGUCCCUGCAGAGACUUUGGAGGUUGACGAGGACGACCGUCCUGAGCUGGCGUGGUGGAAGUGUAAGAAGUGGGCGAUGCGCAUCAUCACCCGAUUGUUUGAGCGGUAUGGAAGCCCUGGCAAUGUGACAAAGGAGUACUAUGAAUUUGCAGACUUUUUCCUGAAGACGUAUGCAGUUGGCAUACAGCAGGUCCUGCUAAAGGUGGUGGAUCAGCACCGGCAGAAGCACUACGUUACUCCUCGCGUCCUGCAGCAGUGCCUCAACUACCUCAACCAGGGUCUCUCACACUCACUGACCUGGAAACAGAUGAAGCCACACAUGCAGACCAUAUGCCAGGAGGUCGUCUUCCCUCUUAUGUGCUACAAGGACGAGGAUGAAAAGCUGUGGCAGGAGGACCCCUACGAGUACAUCCGCAUGAAGUUCAAUCUCUACGAUGACCACGCCCUCCCAGCUACGGCUGCCCAGAGCCUCCUGUGUAAAGCUGCUCGCAAGAGGAAGGAGGUUCUUCCUCAGAUGAUGGAGUUCUGCCACCAAAUCUUGAUGGACCCCUCUGCUGACCCCCGCAGGAAGGACGGGGCGCUGCACUGCAUUGGAGCUCUGGCCGAGCUUUUACUGAAGAAGCGCAUGUACAGGGAGCAGAUGGAGCUGAUGCUGCAAAACUACGUCUUCCCUUUGCUUAACUCUCCUAUGGGCUACCUGAGGGCCAGAUCGUGCUGGGUCCUGCACUGCUUCAGCCCACUGCGUUUCCACGACGAGCUGGUGCUGAGGAAUGCCGUGGAGUUGGUCAAGCAAGAUCUGAUAGACGACAAAGAGAUGCCCGUUAAGGUGGAGGCCGCCAUUGCUCUGCAGACGCUCGUCAGUAACCAGGAACAAGCCAAGCUGUACAUCAGGCCGUACAUUCGGCCAGUCAUGCAAGAGCUGCUGCAUGUGGUCAAAGAGACGGAGAACGAUGACUUGACAAAUGUCAUUCAGAAGAUGAUCUGCGAGUACAACCAGGAGGUGGCUGCCAUCGCUGUGGACAUGACGCAGAACCUGGCGGAGAUCUUUACCAGGGUCCUUCAGAGUGAAGAGUACGAGGAGAACGAGGACAAGACUGUUAUGGCUCUCGGCAUCCUUAGCACCAUUGACACCAUCCUCACUGUCAUGGAGGACCACAAGGAGAUCACUCAGCAGCUGGAGGGGAUCUGUUUGCAGGUGAUCGGCCUGGUCUUGCAGAAGCCCAUCAUAGGUAUGGCAGAGUUCUACGAGGAGAUCCUAUCGCUGGCGUUUGGUCUCACCUGUCAGACCAUAUCCCCCCAGAUGUGGCAGCUACUGGGUGUCUUGUAUGAGGUGUUCCAGCAUGACUGCUUUGACUACUUCACAGAUAUGAUGCCUCUUUUGCACAACUACGUUACUGUGGAUACAGACAUGCUUCUGUCCAACCCGAAGCACUUGGAGGUCAUCUACAGCAUGUGCAAAAAGGUGCUGACCAUUGACGCAGGGGAGGACGCCGAGUGUCACGCUGCAAAAUUGUUGGAGGUUAUCAUCCUGCAGUGCAGAGGCAGAGGCAUUGACCAGUGCAUCCCUCUGUUUGUAGAAGCGGUAUUGGAGCGUUUGAUGCGAGGGGUGAAGUCCAGUGAACUGAGAACCAUGUGUCUUCAGGUGGCCAUAGCUGCUCUGUACUACAACCCAGCCCUGCUUAUCCACACUAUGGACAACAUGCACUUCCCCCAUAACCCACAGCCCAUCACCGCCCACUUCAUCAACCAGUGGAUGAAUGACACAGAGUUCUUCCUGGGGCUCCAUGACCGUAAGAUGUGCAUCAUCGGCCUGAGCGUGCUGAUGGAGCUGCCCAGCAGGCCAGCGGUGUUGGAGGGAGUUGCUGCUCAGAUUGUCCCCUCCAUUCUACUCCUCUUCCUGGGUCUCAAACACCUCUACGCCUCUCGCCUCAUCAACAAACCAGACCUGCUGGCCCGCGCAGGGGCUCAGGAUGAAGAUCAGAACGAGGAGAUUCCCAGCGAUGAAGAUGAGGUGAACGAGAACGGCAAUGCCAUGCAGCAGCAGUCCUGCAUGCCCGCAGGCCAAGGAGGUGAGGAUGAUGACGACGAGGAAGAUGACUACUGGGAUGAAGAUGGCUUUGAGGGAACGCCCCUGGAGGAGUACAGCACACCUCUGGACUAUGAUAACGGAGAGGACGAGUACCAGUUCUUCACCUCCGCCCUGCUCAGGGUCCAGAAUACUGAUGCAGUGUGGUACCAGUGUUUGACAGCCCCACUCAGCGACGACCAGAAGAAACAGCUCCAGGAGAUUUACAGCAUCUCACAGCAGAGGAGGAGCACUGCCGCCAAGGGCCAGUGAGCACUGACAAGACCGCAGAAUCAGAGGAGAGAGUCAAAGAAGUGGGAGCACAAAGAAGAAAGAAGUUGGUCUGAGCUGACCUGAAGUGGAUUUCAGUCCAGUCUGAAUGUUCUCAGACCAGAUCAGACCAUAUCAGGCUUAACGGAUCCCACCACAACCAGGUCCCAGGGAAUGAUCGGAACGCGACGGAGUGAAGGGGCUGGAUUGGUAACACAGGAGUUGGGGACUGUAUAGGGCCCCUACUGGAAUAUUCCUUUCACCAGGACUGGGCUGCUGGCCUGUGUGUGUGUGUGUGUGUGUGUGUGUGUGUGUGUGUGUGUGUGUGUGUGUGUGUGUGUGUGUGUGUGUGCGUGUGUGCGUGUGUGCUGACUCCAGAGAAAGGUCUGCAUUAUAAAUAUAAAUGUUCUUGACCAGCAAAAUGUAUUUUUUUUGUAUGGUGCAGUCCUUUGGUCUGUGACUAGGUAACGUUGUUUGUGUGUGUGUGUCUGAGAAACUGUAAAACAUAAAAAAACACAUCAAAGCGUGUGUUUGUACUGUAAGCCCUUUGUUUCGUUUCUCUAUAGCCGAACACAUCAUCUCAUGAAGCGAGGGCCUACGCUGAGAAAGAAGAGCCCCAUUUCUGUCAGGGUGCCUUGUAUAAAGACUGUGAACGGACAAUGUCAGAGGCCUCCGGCUGUAACGUCACAUACAUGCAAUUGGGAGAGGGAUCUCGGGAAAAGCAGUUAUUUGUCGUUCUGUUUGUCCCUGGGUUUUGUUUUUGUAACUUUUUUCAGGACUAAUUUAAGAAAAUCAUAAAAGUUCAUGUAACAUUU
Mugil cephalus (flathead mullet) is the source of this 4145-nucleotide messenger RNA. It is a transcript of the gene ipo8, whose product is annotated as importin 8. Gene Ontology annotation, molecular function: small GTPase binding. The transcript has 25 exons. NCBI's taxonomy places the organism in Eukaryota, Metazoa, Chordata, Actinopteri, Mugiliformes, Mugilidae. Bases 277 to 3333 code for a protein of 1018 amino acids. The record is from RefSeq and is a predicted model, not a curated record. Gene Ontology annotation, biological process: protein import into nucleus. Gene Ontology annotation, cellular component: nuclear envelope; cytosol.